This is a messenger RNA of Taeniopygia guttata (zebra finch), 3618 nucleotides long. It is a transcript of the gene NANOS3, whose product is annotated as nanos C2HC-type zinc finger 3. The record is from RefSeq and is a predicted model, not a curated record. NCBI's taxonomy places the organism in Eukaryota, Metazoa, Chordata, Aves, Passeriformes, Estrildidae. Gene Ontology annotation, molecular function: zinc ion binding; RNA binding.
UCCCCGGGGGGGUGGGGAGGAGGGUGCCCGGCCCCUCCCAUGGCAGGGAGGGGUGAUGGGCACCCACGGGCCCCCCUGCACCCCUGGGUGUCCCCCAAAUCCGCCGUCACCCCGAAGCCGCCCCGAAUUUUUGUGCGUGCCCCGCCUCAGAUGUCCCCGGGGGGGUCCGGGGGGGUCCCGGGGGACCCCGAUCCCGCGGGGGGGAGGAGGCCCCGGUGCCCCCCGGGGCCCCCCGGUGCCGGGGGUACGGGGGGGUGCGUGGGGGGUGAGUCAGGGCCGAACCACGCGGCCGUGAGUCACCCCGGGGUGGGAUCGGCGGGUCCGGACAAAGGCGCUUUCACAGCAAUGCCCCCCCGGCACCCCCCAGACCCCCCCCCCAAACCUCUGGGGCCCCUCCCGGUGUUUGGGGGGACACCCCCCUCCCCCCGCCUGCCCCCCCUCCCUCUCCCGGCGCCAAGCCCCGACUUGUAGCGGCCGGUGAGUCACCGGGCGGGGCCGGGCCGGGGCGGCGGCGCCGCUGGGGGCACCGGGACCACCGGGAGGAGCCGCCAGGACCCCCGGGAGGAGCCGUCGGGACCACCGGGCACAGGGACCCCCGGGGACCGGCAGGACGGCGCGGCAACGGGACCGCCACGGCAGCGGCGCCGGGGUGGCCCCGGGAUGAAGCGGCGAGCGGCUCUGCCGGCUCAGCCUCCCCCGCCUCGCCUCCCGUGCCUCAGUUUCCCCGCUCACAUGGUGCCGGACACCCAGCCCCUGCUCCCCAGUGCCGGGGGGCGGCUGUGCGCUGGUUGGGGUCCGCCGGAGGGAACACGGGGGUCCCGCUCUGCAGAUCCCGACCACGAUCCCCCCGGCCGGGCUCGCAGGGGUUAACGGGGGCUGCGGCCCCUUUAAGGGAGAGGGGCGGGGCUUAAAGGGGCGGGGUCGGCCGAGGGAGGGGCUGCAGCCAAUCAGCGCCGAGGGGAGGGGCGUGCGGGCAGUGGGCGGGGACACCUGGCGACAUCCCACCCACCCUGGGGACACACCUGGGGACACCUGGGGACACCUGGGGACAUCCCACCCACCCUGGGGACAUCCCACCCACACCUGGGGACACCCCCGGGGACACCUCGGGACAUCCCACACACCCUGGGGACACCUGAGGACACCUGGGGACAUCCCACCCACGCUGGGGACAUCCCACCCACACCUGGGGACACCUGGGGACAUCCCACACACCCUGGGGACACCUGGGGACAUCCCACCCUGGGGACACCCCCGGGAACACCUGGGGACAUCCCACCCACCCCGGGGACACCCCCGGGAGCUCAGGGAUCCCCCCGGGAUCCCCACAGAACAGAUCCCUGAUCCCGCCGGAGGACGGGAUCAGAGCCGAUCCCAAAGCCCAGGGCGGGAUGGAGGAGGACACGCCGGGUCCUGCAGGGCGGGGAAUGAGGCUGGAUCCCGAGUCCUCCCGGUGUGGGAUCCCCUGUCCCGCCAGGGCACCGAUCGAUCGAUCCCAGACCCUCCCGGCACCGAUCAAUCGAUCCCAGACCCUCCCGGGCUGUCACAGGAGCAACCAGCGAUUCCCUGAAGAACCCCAAAACCUCCCGAUCUUCCCCUAAAAUGCCGCUGCUCCGGGAUUCCUGGGAUGCCCCGGGGCUGGGAGCGUUCAUCGCGGCGAUUACCGAAAUUGCGGUGAUUAACCCCGGAUCCCAAAAGGUCACGGCCGCGGUGCCCCGCCCGCCCGGACGCGCAGACACCGCCGGACACCGCCGGACGCGACGGAACUGACCACGCGAGGCGGCUAGGCCCGAAACGGGGACACCGGGAGCAGCACCGGGGGCACCGGGAGCACCGGGAGCACCGGGAGUGAGCGCUACGGUGUCCAGCUCCACACCACCAGCCGCGUGCCACACCAGAACCAGGGACGCCAGAAGCUUCUGGAAGGGGGAGCCGCAUCCUGCCACGCACCGUGCGGGGACCGCUGGUGGCACGAGAGGUGGCACGAGAGGUGGCACCGGUCCGCGCCGCGCCAGCAGCACGGGAGGCACGAGGAGCCCGUGGUGUCCCGCCCCACGCUGCGCUGCCGCGCAUGGAAGCCACGGGACAGUUUGACAUGUGGCGCGACUACCUCGGGCUGGCGGCGCUGGUGGCCGUGCGCCUCCAUGACCCCGCGGGCCGUGGGGACAGCGUGGUGCCACUGGGAGCUGUGUCCUCGUGCGCUGGGCCAGCUCCAGCUGUGGGGACAGCUCCACAUGUGGGGCCAGCUCCGUGUGCCAGGCCAGCUCCGUGUGCUGGGCCAGCUCCAGCUGUGGGGCCAGCUCCAGCUGUGGGGCCAGGUCCACAUGUGGGGCCAGCUCCAUGUGCUGGGCCGGCUCCAGCUGUGGGGCCAGCUCCAGCUGUGGGGCCAGCUCCAGCUGUGGGGCCAGGUCCACAUGUGGGGCCAGCUCCAUGUGCUGGGCCGGCUCCAGCUGUGGGGCCAGCUCCAGCUGUGGGGCCGUCUCCAGCUGUGGGGCCAGCUCCAGCUGUGGGGCCAUCUCCAGCUGUGGGGCCAGCUCCAGCUGUGGGGCCGUCUCCAGCUGUGGGGUCAGCUCCAGCUGUGGGGCCAGCUCCAGCUGUGGGGCCGGCUCCAGCUGUGGGGCCAGCUCCAGCUGUGGGGCCGGCUCCAGCUGUGGGGCCAGCUCCAGCUGUGGGGCCGUCUCCAGCUGUGGGGCCAGCUCCAGCUGUGGGGCCGUCUCCAGCUGUGGGGCCAGCUCCGCGCACCAACCCAGCUCCCCGUACGGGGCCGGCUGCACGCCCCAAGCCAGCCCUGUGCUCGUUCUGCCAGCACAACGGCGAGGCGCCGGGCGUGUACCAGAGCCACAGCCUGCGCGACGCCCGCGGCCGCCUGCAGUGCCCGGUGCUGCGCAGCUACGUCUGCCCGCAGUGCGGGGCCACGCAGGACCAGGCCCACACGCGCCGCUUCUGCCCGCGCACGCGCCGCGGAUACGUGUCCGUCUACUCCCACCCGCUGCCCGCCGGGAGGAGGCAGAGGAACGGCAGGAUGUAGCCAAGGGACGACGGAGGAUCCCCUGUCACCGUGCAGGGACUUCCUCAGAGGAUGAGACCACGGCCUGGAGCUGGACUGGGACCAGUCUCCCCAGUCUGCGCCGCCUCCCGACGCCGUGCCACCCCGAAGGGUCGCUCCGGCCAGGUUUGGGUGCUGCCAGGGGGCCAGUUCUGAGUUUUGGGUUAGGUUUGAGUUCUAAGUUCUGAGUUCUGGUUAAUCCCAAAAGGGGUCAGUGCUCGAUGUGUUACCAGACAUUUUGAGUUGGAUCGUUGAGUUUUGGUUAAUCCCAGCUCCAGGAAGGGGGAGCUCCAGGUGCUGGAGCUGGCCCCAGGAGUUUUGGGUUGAAUUUUGGAGUUUUGGUUAAUCCCAGGCCAGGAGGGGACUGGGAAGGGGCAGGUGCUCCAAGUGUCAGAGCCUUUAUCCCACCACCACAGCCGUUCCCAGCGUUUUGGGUGGGUUUGGUGGGAUUUGGGUGGGUUUGGUGGGAUUUGUUCACCCACCACAGUGGGUAGCAAGUGCUGGAACCAUUCUCCAGACGAAGGUUUGUUUAUUCCCAUCGUUUCCAUCAAUAAAUUAUUAUUAUUAUUGUU